Messenger RNA from Aspergillus puulaauensis, 1536 nucleotides. RefSeq names its product putative Golgi matrix protein. Gene Ontology annotation, cellular component: Golgi apparatus. The record is from RefSeq and is a predicted model, not a curated record. NCBI's taxonomy places the organism in Eukaryota, Fungi, Ascomycota, Eurotiomycetes, Eurotiales, Aspergillaceae. The transcript has 7 exons. Gene Ontology annotation, molecular function: small GTPase binding. Gene Ontology annotation, biological process: Golgi organization; endoplasmic reticulum to Golgi vesicle-mediated transport. Bases 1 to 1536 code for a protein of 511 amino acids.
AUGCCUGAGGGCGGAAAAUCCAAGAACAAGAAAAAGAACAAGGCGCAGGCCCAAUUUGACGCCUCUGAUGCGAGCAUCUUGAAAGCCGAUAGCAGGAAAUCCGUGGAGAAUAAUGACCAACCUGAAUCGAUCGAAGACAACAAACCGGAAGAAACAGAAAAUGGGGAGGAUAUGGAUGCUGGAUCGAAUGACGGGCAUGUUGAAAAUGAAGCGGACGACUCGAGAGCCAAAUCACCUAUCCUAGAGGCUCUCCGAUCAAAAGACCGUUUUGAGGCCCUUGUAAAAGACCGAGAUUCGCUACGUGCCGAAGUGACCGAUAUGCGGAAGUCCCUGGAACAAAUUCAAUCGAAACAUGAUGAUGAUAUGGAGGCUCUACAUGGCAAAUUAAAAGAUGCGGAGAGUAAAAAGGAGCACGCAGAAUCUCAGUACCGCGGUUUGCUUGAAAGAGUGAACACAAUCAAAGCCCAGCUUGGUGAACGUCUCAAAGAAGAUGCCGAAGAAAUUGCUCAAGCGAGGUCGAAGAUCGAGGACUUAGAGGCGCAAAAUUUAAGCACGAAAGACGAGUACGAAUCAAAGAUAUUGGAGCUAUCAAAUGACAAUCAACGAAUGUCAAAGGAGCUGUCUGAACUACGCGAACGAACAAAUCUGUCACAACAAAAUUGGUUGAAGGAGAAGGACGAUAUGCUCGAACAAGAAUCAUAUCUUCAGUCGGAGUUCGAACAAGCAAAGGAGGCAAUGCAUAACUGGGAAGUGCUUGCCAUGGAAGAACGUUCAAUCAGAGAAAGCCUGGGAGAAAAAGUAGUAGAUUUGGAGGAACAAUUGGCUACUGUGAAAGACGCAUACGAGAAGACUUCUGCUGAGGGUGAAUCCCAAGCAGCGACCGUGGAUGGUUUGCAACGAGCCCUGCAAGAAAUUCAGGCCGCACGCAAGCAGGAGCUUCGUGAACUCGUUGAAACUUCCGAUGCUCAACUCGAGGAACUGAAGCAGGCGCUCAGCAAUGCUAAGACAAAAGAAUCAGACUCCGGAAAAUCCCUGCAAGAGACUCAACAGGAACUUGAGAGAGUCCGGCCUUUUGAGAAAGAGGUUAGAGAGAAAAACCUCCUGAUUGGCAAAUUGAGGCAUGAAGCUGUUACCCUGAACGACCACUUGACAAAAGCGCUGCGAUUUCUCAAGAAGGGCAAACCAGAAGAUAACGUUGAUCGCCAUAUUGUCACAAAUCAUCUACUGCACUUUCUCGCACUUGAUAGGUCAGAUCCGAAGAAGUUCCAAAUAUUACAACUUAUUGCGGCGCUUUUGGGGUGGUCAGACGAGCAACGUGAGCAGGCAGGCCUAGCUCGUCCCGGGGCUUCAGGGGCUUCAGGCAGGCUUCGGGGCCCCACUACCCUCAUGCAUCGAACGCCUAGUACACCAACUUUAACAACCGAGUUUCUGGAUAAUGGCGCCACGAGCAAGGAAUCUCUAGCAGAGCUCUGGUCAAACUUCCUUGAACAGGAGUCUCAGGCCUCUUCCCAGGAUAAUAACCAAUCGGCCAAGUGA